Molecule: messenger RNA, 530 nt
Organism: Solanum verrucosum
Lineage: Eukaryota; Viridiplantae; Streptophyta; Magnoliopsida; Solanales; Solanaceae
Exons: 3
Coding region: 28-318 (96 amino acids)
Source: RefSeq, a predicted model, not a curated record
CUACUUGCAGAGAUACUCAAUUCAAGAAUGGCUGAAGUUGAGAACCAUUCAUCUCCUCCUUCUGAUCCGGCUCCAUCAGAUCCAUCAACCCCACAUCCUCAAACUGGGUUCAAUCCUAGCAGAAUGAUUGGCAUCAUCAGAAGGAAGGCCAUGAUAAAAGACUUAGCGGCUAUAUACCAUGCAGAGUGCCUUGCAUAUUGUCAAGAACUUUUGGAACUUCAAAAAAAAGCGGAAGAGUCAUUAAUUGAAAUGAAAGCUGCAGAAGAUUCAAGGAGAGAAACAAUGAGGCCCCCAAAACGUAUGAAGAAAGCCCGUUAGCACCUAAUGUAAGAUAUGUUUGCGAUCUAUUAUAUGCUUUCUUGAAAGAUUCUCUUGGCCUUUUAACAUUGGCAACCUGGAAAUUGUCUUUUACUGAUUACAGAAAGCUACAAGUUUGUUAAAUCUAAUAGAUACAGCUCAUUACAGAAGAUUAAGAUGAAUUGUAUUUUGUUAUUUCACUUUAGAGAUAAAGGAAAGUAUGUUGAUGAAGC